Messenger RNA from Brettanomyces nanus, 1290 nucleotides. RefSeq lists its product as uncharacterized. Gene Ontology annotation, molecular function: U6 snRNA binding; U4 snRNA binding; protein binding. Gene Ontology annotation, biological process: mRNA splicing, via spliceosome. Gene Ontology annotation, cellular component: U4/U6 x U5 tri-snRNP complex. Bases 1 to 1290 code for a protein of 429 amino acids. The record is from RefSeq and is a predicted model, not a curated record. The transcript has a single exon. NCBI's taxonomy places the organism in Eukaryota, Fungi, Ascomycota, Pichiomycetes, Pichiales, Pichiaceae.
AUGGAAAAACUCACGGACGUCAACAAAUUAGUACCGACGAUCGAUGAAGAAGUCAAGUCGAUUCUCCAUCAACUCGAACAACCGAUAACCAGAUUCGGCGAAGGCCCUGGUGAGAGACGUGAAAGGCUUAUUGAGUUAGUGAGUAGUGAUGAGAAGGCCAGAAAUGCGAUGAUAAAGUUGCAAGAGUCAUCUUCUGAUGACCUUAUGUCGGAUCUGGAUAAUGAGGAGUUUUAUACUCCAGGUACAGACGAUGUUUUCCAAAUAAGGUCUUCUAUAGCUGAUGACUCUCUUCGGAGAGCCCAGAGAAGAGUUUUGGGGCAGCAUCAACUAUACACGACUACGGAUCCGCUAGAAAACUUGAAGUCUCGAAGAGCCUAUUAUAAAGGACUCAAGAGCUGUUUACAGCUUGAAGGGUCACAGAUUGUAUCUAACCGAUUCACUUCGGCUGUCCAGUUUUCUCCUGAUGACUCCUUGAUUGCUGCUGCUUCUUGGAAUGGCAGCUGUUAUAUAUAUGAUUCUAAGACUCUUGAUUUAAAGCAUACUUUCAAGGAUUUACUCUCGGAAAAGGUGUCUGCAUUAGACUGGAUGCCUGAUAGUACAGCCAAACGAUUGGCUACCGGAGGUGCAGCCGGUAAAAUCAAGUUGGUUGACUUAGAAAACCGAUCAGAUGGAGAACUUGAUGGUCAUCAGGGUAGAAUUACUGAUGUACAGUUUCAUCCCAUUUGCAAGUAUCUUUGCAGCAGUUCUUAUGAUCUGACAUGGAGAUUAUGGGACCUUGAAAAGAUGCAGGAGAUCUAUUAUCAAGAGGGUCAUUCAAAGGAGUUGACCGUUUUAAAAAUUCAUCCAGAUGGCUCUUUAUUAGCCAGUGCGGGUCUUGAUGCUAUGGUAAGAGUCUGGGAUUUGAGAACGGGUCGUUCUAUUGCCGUGUUAAGUAAUAACGGUCACAUUAAAGCUGUUCAUGCUAUGGAUUGGCGACCUAGUGGUUUCCAGUUGAUCACUGGUGGUGCUGAUAACAACUUGAAGGUUUGGGAUCUUAGGAAGAGCAAUUCUUCUGCUGCAGAAACCGUCUUGGCACACUCAAAGAUGAUCACAGAUGUUAAAGUGGCUUCCAACGAUAAGUAUUUUGUCUCGUGUGGCUAUGACGGUUACUUGGACGUAAUAUCCUGUGAUAAUUUUGUCACCAUUAAGAAGUUUAAGAACAUCGAUAAGUUGAUGACCUGUGAUGUAAGUCAUGAUAGUAAGAGGAUUAUUACUGGAGGAUGGGAUAGAUCCUUGAAACUGUAUCAAUAA